Messenger RNA from Stereum hirsutum FP-91666 SS1, 1402 nucleotides. RefSeq names its product WD40 repeat-like protein. The transcript has 4 exons. The record is from RefSeq and is a predicted model, not a curated record. Gene Ontology annotation, biological process: spliceosomal snRNP assembly. Gene Ontology annotation, cellular component: SMN complex. Gene Ontology annotation, molecular function: protein binding; RNA binding. Bases 114 to 1067 code for a protein of 317 amino acids. Lineage: Eukaryota; Fungi; Basidiomycota; Agaricomycetes; Russulales; Stereaceae.
CGCGCACUGUUUCGAAACAAAUCCUCCCUUUCUCUGCACGUCCAUCCGUUUCAUCAACCUUUCGCGUAAACUUUUUUCUACCUGCCUUUACUUCACGAAACACACGACAUACAAUGUCACGACCAGUCCCGCUGGUGGCCCCAGGCCACACGCGUCCCGUAACGCAUCUCAACUUCUCCGCGCUCCAGGACGAUGGGACGUAUCUCAUGAUCUCAAGUUGUAAAGACGGGAACCCAAUGCUGCGGGAAUGGACGGGCGAUUGGGUGGGGACGUUUGUGGGGCAUAAGGGGGCGGUUUGGAGUACGAAGCUCAGUCCAGAUGCGUCGCGGGCGGCGUCGGGCAGCGCUGAUUUCACGGCGAAGAUCUGGGACACGUAUACAGGCGACGCGUUGCACUCCUUCCCGCACAACCAUAUCGUCCGCAGUGUUGCCAUCUCGCCUACGUCCUCGCAUCUUUUGACGGGUGGUCAAGAAAAGAAGGCACGGAUAUUCGACUUGAGUAGACCUGAUGCAGAACCGGAUGUUCUGGUGAGCGACGGUAGCCCAACCUCUCAUGACGGUACGGUUAAGAGCGUGGUCUGGGUGGGCGACCAUACCGGAGUGACUGCAGGCGAGGAUGGAGUCAUCAAGUGGUGGGAUCUUCGCACACGUAAAUUGACCACAAGUCUGAGCUUCCCUGGACCAAUCACCUCGAUGGAGCUCUCGCAACAAACGAAUCGUCUUGUUGUCACCUCCGGCAAAACUGUCGCCUUCAUCCCUGCCCUCCCCACUGGCGCACAGACUCACUCUGUCAACCUCCCAUACGCACCAUCAUCGGCUUCGAUCCACCCCAUAUUGCAGGAUCGCUUUGUUACCGGUUGCUUGACGGAUGAAUGGGUCAGGGUCCAUGGGAUCAAUGGUGAAGAAAGGGAAGUGUUGAAGGGACAUCAUGGACCCGUGCACUGUGUGGAGUAUAGUCCGGAUGGGGAGCUUUACGCCAGUGGAAGUGAGGAUGGUACCAUCCGGCUAUGGCAAACCACCCCAGGCAAAUCUUACGGUCUUUGGCAAGGCCACCCCAAUGGUGGUUGAUCGAUAUAGAGUUCUGACCCUUGGCUCGCGCGUCUUUGCUCUGGUGCUUCUCCUGGGACUUUGACGUGGUAAAAGAUUUUCAUCGGAACGCAUUGUUUUCGUACGCAUUUCCAUCACUGUCGUCCUCGCUGUUGUGGCAUUAUUCUCCGAAGACUCACCGUAGAGGUCUUAAACUACAUACAUAUGCUCAAGCUCUAAAUCAGCGCACGCAUUUCCUUCUCUCCCGCCAAGGUUGUGAUCAGCCUCGUUUGCUUUCCCCACGUCCGAUCCGCCAUCCUCCGCCAUCGCCGCCUACAUUAUAUUGUCUCGCGCCCUGAGUGGCACACGCCACAAAC